AUGAGUCUGUUUAGGAGAGCGGCAGGUGUUCAAUCAGCCACAGCUCCUUGGGGGGCUGAUUUUGUGCCACCAGAACAGCUAUAAUUUCAUGCCCAAAAUUGCCCAAGUCUCACUUUUCCCCAUUUUUUUGCAGACAGUGGAUCAGGGACAGCACUGGUCCCCACCAGCCCGGACCCUCUUGCUGCAGAUGAGUUGAUGGACAAGAUGGUUGGUGGAGCUGGGGAGUUUGGGCACACCAUGGAUUCAGACAGUGGAGCCAAAGGACGUGGGCAUGCCGUGGGUUCAGACAGUGGAGCUGGAAUGCUUGGCCAUGCCAUGGGUUCAGAUGGUGGAGCUGGAAUGCUUGGCCAUGCCACUGCCCUCAACCUGCUGCCGGCCACGGAGGAUGGCACAGAUCCUGCAGUGGAGAAGACAACACUGCUGGUGCAGAGCCGCCUCCUGCCAACACCCACCAGCACCCCUGAUGCAAAGCAAACUUUCCCUGUUAAGAAAAAGCCACCUGCUCUAAAGCACAUCAACAUGGCAAGGAAGCACCUGAGGCCCAAGCCCACCCCAGCAGGGCCCCCCAGGGCUGCCUCCCUGGCCACUCCACUGAGUUCCAGGCUUCCUGCUGCUUCCCACAAGCUGCAUACUCCAGCAGAGGCAGUGACAGGCAUGCGAGGCACAGAGCAGGGCCCCUCCGAGCUGCCCUGGGAGGCCCAGGCCACCACCAGCCUCCCUGUGCUGCAGAUCUCCCCGUCCACCCUGCCACCUGCAGCCCCUCGGCCCGUCCCCGACGGCGCAGGCGAUGCUGGUGAGGCUCCGACCCCAGCUCCCACCAGCACUGCCAUUGACUGGAUGAAGGGUGUGGAGAGUGAGGUGCAUGGCUCCACCUCAGAGGAGAGCCAAGAAACCACCACAUCCACCAUUGUCACCACCACUGUCACCACCACGGAGCCCACCCCAGUCCUCUGCAGCAUGAGCUUCCACGACCCUGAGGGCUACAUCGACUCCACGGACUACCCACCACUGCCCCGGCACAGCUACCUGGAGUGCACCUACAACGUCACCGUCUACACGGGCUACGGCGUCGAGCUCCAGGUGAAGAGUGUGAACCUGUCUGAUGGGGAGGUGCUCUCCAUCCGGGGGGUGGACGGCGAUGCCCUGGUGGUCCUGGCCAACCAGACCCUGCUGGUGGAGGGCCAGGUGAUCCGCAGCCCCACCAACACCAUCUCAGUCUAUUUCCGCACCUUCCAGGAUGAGGUGGUGGGGACCUUCCAGCUCCACUACCAGGUGUUUAUGCUGAGCUGCAACUUUCCACGGAGACCUGAUUUUGGCGACGUCACCGUGAUGGAUUUGCACUCGGGUGGAAUUGCUCAUUUUCACUGUCACCUGGGCUACGAGCUGCAGGGCCCCAGGGUGCUCACGUGCAUCAAUGCAUCGAGGCCGCACUGGAGCAGCCCAGAGCCCAUAUGCUCAGCUCCCUGUGGUGGGACAGUCCGCAAUGCCACCAUCGGCCGCGUCCUCUCGCCCACCUACCCUGGGAACCAGUCGAGCAGCAUGUACUGCGUGUGGGCCAUCGCAGCCCCCCCGGGCCAGAAGCUGCACCUCCACUUCGAGAAGCUCCUGCUGACUGAGAAGGACAGGAUGGUGGUGUACAGUGGGGACACGAACCAGUCUGCUGUCCUCUACGACUCGCUGCGUGCUGACAGCGUGCCCUUCGAAGGGGUGAUCAGCGACGGCUCCUCCAUCCGGAUCGAAUUCCUCGCGGAGGAGCCCGCGGCUGCCACAGCUUUCAACAUACGCUUUGAAGCCUUUGAGAGGGGCCACUGCUACGAGCCCUACAUCCAGAAUGGGAACUUCACCACCUCUGACCCCACCUACAACCUGGGCACCACUGUGGAGUUCACUUGUGACCCCGGGCACUCCCUGGAGCAGGGCCCUGCUGUCAUCGAGUGUGUCAACAUGCGGGACCCGUACUGGAACGACACGGAGCCGCUGUGCCGAGCCAUGUGUGGGGGGGAGCUGACAGCCGUGGCCGGGGUGAUCUUGUCCCCCAACUGGCCAGAGCCCUACGCCGAGGGGGAGGAUUGCGUCUGGAGGGUCCAUGUUGGCGAGGAGAAGCGGCUCUUCCUGGACAUCCAGCUCCUGAACCUCAGCAACAGUGACAUCCUCACCAUUUACGACGGGGACGAGCUCACCGCCCGCAUCCUGGGGCAGUACGUGGGCAGCAGCGGGCCCCAGAAGCUCUAUUCCUCCAGCCCUGACCUCACCAUCCAGUUCCACUCGGACCCUGCUGGGCUCAUCUUUGGGAAGGGACAAGGAUUCAUCAUGAACUACAUAGAGGUGUCCCGCAAUGACUCCUGCUCUGACCUGCCUGAGAUCCAGAAUGGCUGGAAGACCACGUCACACACGGAGCUGGUGAGAGGGGCCAAGAUCACCUACCAGUGCGACCCAGGCUAUGACAUCGUGGGGAGCGACACCCUCACCUGCCAGUGGGACCUCAGCUGGAGCAGUGACCCCCCCUUCUGCGAGAAGAUCAUGUACUGCACGGACCCAGGGGAGGUGGAGCACUCCACCCGCCUCAUCUCGGAUCCGGUGCUGCUGGUGGGGACCACCAUCCAGUACACCUGCAACCCCGGCUUCGUGCUGGAGGGCAGCUCCCUGCUCACCUGCUACAGCCGCGAGACAGGGACGCCCAUCUGGACCUCGCGGCUCCCACACUGCGUCUCUGAGGAGUCACUGGCCUGUGAUAAUCCAGGACUGCCAGAAAAUGGCUACCAAAUACUUUACAAGCGCCUCUACUUGCCAGGAGAGUCCCUGACCUUCAUGUGCUAUGAAGGCUUUGAACUCAUGGGGGAGGUGACCAUCAAAUGCAUCCUGGGCCAGCCGUCCCACUGGAGCGGACCCCUGCCCAUCUGCAAAGUGAAUCAAGACAGCUUUGAACACGCUCUGGAAGCAGAAGCUGCUGCAGAGACAUCGCUGGAGGGGGGAAAUAUGGCCUUAGCCAUUUUCAUCCCCGUGCUGAUCAUCUCCUUGCUGCUGGGAGGAGCAUACAUCUAUCUCACAAGGUGUCGGUACUACUCCAGCCUGCGCCUGCCCCUCAUGUAUUCCCACCCCUACAGCCAGAUCACGGUAGAAACCGAGUUCGACAACCCGAUUUAUGAGACAGGGGAAACCAGAGAAUAUGAAGUUUCAAUAUAAGGACAGUGGUAAGAGAGUCUCCGGCUGCGAACUUAAUGUGCUCUCAUAGAACUUCCUCAGUAACUAAUCCAGAGACCACGUGGAGUUUGGUUGGACCCCUGGACCUGCUGUUGUCUUUCCUUUUGCCUCUUUAUUGAAGAUUUUACUGUUUUCUUCACUGUAUUUAUUCUAUUUAAACUGGGAUAGGUGUGCUGCAGAGCCCCAGGCGCAGGCAACAGCGGGAGCCGGGGCAGGGCCGGGUCCCGGCAAGGCCAGGGUGGCAUGGGGGCACCCACUGUCCCCCCACAAAGCCCCCAUCACAGCCCAUACACAUGCAGGGGGAGGGGGUUUGAGUUCUGAUGUUGUUAAAAAUUAAACAUGUCUCCAUUGCAAGAGCCUGCAGUCGAUUGCUGGGAGCCGAGGCAGGCGCAGGGUUCUCCGCAGGGUCCCUCUGGAGCUGCCGGCCCCUCCUGUCCUGCAGCUCCCUGCUCCAUGAACCCCGAGCCCGACCCACAGCUGGGGGCUCAGGAGCUCCUGUGCCACCGGCACAGGGACCAUCCUCUCUGCAGGGAAGCAGAGCAUGGCUCGGGAAAGCUGCUGGCCAGCAGAGCCCUGCUUGCCACGCUGGGGAGCAAGGAUCAGCCUGGCACGCAGCAGGGACCUGCCACUUUCUUUUCCCACUUUGCUCUGGAGGCAGCGAGCUGGGACCCAUCCUUCUACAGAGGAGCAUUAACCAGAGACCCCAGCAGGACAAGCCUCUGGAGCUGCUGGAAGCCCCAGCAGCCAACAGGAGCUCUGCAGCCAGUGCCACUUCACUCGUGCCAGUUGUUCCUCUAUAGUGACACCUCCCGUGGCCUCGCCAGGAAAACCCUGGACCUGCCAGUGGCAGAAGGUCACCCCGAGCCCCCCCGUAGCGUCUCAGGGUAAGCAGGACAGACUGGGCUCUCUGCCACCCCUCCCAUGGCUGCAGGGCUACUCUUUGCUGCAGGGGGGUCCUGCUGCCCACCCCAGUGUGUGGGCAAAGAUCGGGCAGCACAGCCCACCCGGGGUCCCCUGGACCACGGCUCCCACCUGAGACCUCCGGGGUUGGCACCUUGCUGGGCAGAAGAGGGAGAGGGGCAGGGGAUGAAGGCAGAGGUUUGUUGGGAAAGGACAGGCAGGCAGUUUGCCUGGACUCUGGCAAGGAGAGACAAGUCCAUGGGGAGAAGAACAGGUAAAUAUGGGCCCAUCAAAACUGGUCCCACCACAGGUGAACCCCAGCUCGAGUCUCAGCAUCCUCUAUUGUCACCAUCCCUGAAGAAAUUUAAAAGCCAUGUGGAUGUGGCAUGGAGGGACACGGGUUAGUGGUGGCCUUGGCACUGCUGGGAUAAUGGUUGGACUUGAUGAUCUUCAAAGUCUUCUCCAACCAAAAUGAUUUGAUGAUUCUAUGACCCCCUGCGCUCCUUCGCUACCUUCACCUUGCCAAAGCCAGAGUCAGGUGGGGCUGUCCUCAUCCACAGGGACACGAACCCCCAGAAGGACCAUCUCCUCCCCAGGCACCCCAUGCCACUGGCCCCCCAGCCAGGUCUGGGUGAGGGCAGCAAAGCCACCAACAAGAUGUCCUUGGCUGCUGGUGUCUUUCUUUCGUCCUUGUAGAACAGCAAUUGUAACCACAGGAGGCUGGUUUAGUUUUGGGAUGGUUAGUGCAUAUCUGCAGUGUACAGCUGAGACUUAGGGGUUUUUUCCUUUAAAAACAAUGAAUGUGUGUUUGUAAUUUGUAAAGGUUAAAAAAAAGAAAAAAAGAAAAAAAAAAUGUGCCAAAAAUGUACUAAGCAUUUCAUUUCCCUUCAUACAUGUCUGUUUUUAUAAGAACAAUGUGAAAACUGCUGGGAUUAAAUAUUUUUGAACAUGA
Messenger RNA from Apus apus (common swift), 5053 nucleotides. It is a transcript of the gene SEZ6L, whose product is annotated as seizure related 6 homolog like. The transcript has 16 exons. Gene Ontology annotation, biological process: synapse maturation. Gene Ontology annotation, cellular component: neuronal cell body; endoplasmic reticulum. NCBI's taxonomy places the organism in Eukaryota, Metazoa, Chordata, Aves, Apodiformes, Apodidae. The record is from RefSeq and is a predicted model, not a curated record.